CUCUACAGAGAUAUGCAUGCAUACAGACAGAUUCUUUUCUUUUCUUCCUUGAUAUCUGGUCUGUACACUCUUUUCAUGAAGCUUUUCCUUCCCUGCUUAACUCCUGCUGUGUCUGAUUUCCACUUCAGCAUCAGAGAAGUGUGGGCACUAAGUUGUUAAAUGUAUCCCUCUUUGACCCCUGUUCUGUAUAAUUUUACAGCUUUGUUUGGUUCCUAUAUUUGCUCUGUGCCUCUGUAAUCUUAACUGUGAGAACUGUGAGCAUAUGAUGAUUAAUUGCAAUUAAGCCAUUAGUGGUAUACAGUGGGAACCUGACCCUGAAAAUGAACAUAGUGCCAUAUGUCUAAACAUGCUCCCAACAGCCAAUAUGGGAUGCUGUGCACAUGGACUCUUGUCUCCUUCCUCUGUAGAUGAAGACUGUCUGCAGAUCCACUUACACAGGCAAUGGCACGGGGACACUGCUGACACUCAUAAUUGUGACUCAUGCCCAGCACCUACUUAUCAACCAGGAGAAAAGUGGAGCAGACACCAAGACAUUCUCACUGUCACCUAUCUCUCCGGGAGAGGAAACAUACCUAUGGGAAAACUUGCAGCCUUUCUGCCUUCAUCACCCAGCCUUUCACAAGUGUUCCUAUUCCUUCUGAUGCUUCUGUGCUGGCAGAGAUGUGCAGCUGGAAAUCUAAACUUCUUUCCAGAAGACAGCAUCAAUGCCAACAUGUCUGUAGGAAACCUGGGUCCUGAUGAGUUGAGUGUGGUUAGAAAUGAAGCUCCAUCACUUUCCUAUGUCCAUGGGGGAAAUGCAUUGACUGAAGGAGACCCAGUGUUUGCACCAAGAUACAACAUAACUCUGCACAAAAAGGGCAAGCUAUGGUCAUGUGACAGUCUUCUUAAGCUCACUAGACAUAUUCUAUUGACUAUGUUGGGGCCUAGUUUGGCUUUUGAAGUCUUCCCAUAUCAUCACUGUAACCAGGACUUAAAGCCAAGGGACACACUUAUUAGUCCACUGAGGCUGUUACACGCGCACGUGAAACCACUUCUACUUCACAGAGUUUUAAUAUUCCUGGGGGAGCUCGGAUUUUUGGUUGAAUCCCAACAAGCUAAAGCCCUGUCGGUACUGAAGAAGCAGAUCUUCAAAACAGGAAAACCAAUGAAGGAGGCUGGAGUGAAACCAAAGGACAAUUGCCCAGAUAAGAAGCCACAUCUGAUCCCUUGGAACCCAGGACAUGAUGGAAGCAGAUCAGCUGUUAUCGGUUAUGGUGUUGCCCUACGAUUGGAGUCAUCAGCCACUUUCCACUCACUGCUUAUUCAGAAUGGAGGAUCUUUAGUGUUUGCAGAUGACCUAGUGCCAAUUACUUUGAGAGCACAGUAUAUUUUAAUCAGAAAUGGCGGAUCUUUUCACAUUGGCUCAGAAAAGUGUCCUUAUAGGUCCAAUGCUACCAUCACGCUUUAUGGGAAGUCUACAGAAGGUGACAAUGUAGAAGACUUUGGAAAGAAGUUCUUAGGAGUAGAUACAGGAGGGAUUUUGGAAUUACAUGGAAGGAAACCAUUAUCAUGGACUUUGUUAGAUGCAACCUUACAUCCAGGAGGGCUCCCCCAUGGACCAUAUAAGUGGGAGAAGCAAUGGGGCAGCAGGGGCAUUAACAUACGAAUCAUUGACCCUGAAACUGGUCAAGUAAUAGCUGCUGAUCGCUUUGACACCCACAUGUUUCUGGAUGAAGGGAAAAGGCUGGAGGAGUUCCUUGCUCAACAGAGUCCAGGCAAGAUAGUGGCAGCAGCAGUGGGUGACUCAGCAGCCAAGAGCUUAACCCCAGACACAAGGAAAUUUCUAAGAGAUGCUUUGAGCAGCAAAUAUAUCUUUCACUUGGGCUACAGGCAGCCCUGGGCUUUAGUUGGGGUGCUUGGAGAAGACCUGUUGAUGGUAGCAGAGGACAGAAAGCAAUAUGAGAGCAAUGGGACCACUGGUCUUGCAACUGCCACAAGGGAAUUCCAGACAUAUUCGGGGCUGCACUUCACUGUAACUGCUUACAGUGGCUGGAUUAAAGGAGUUCCGCGAAAUGGAUUCAGAGUGGCAGUGUCGAGGGGCAUCAUCCUCACAUUACUGGAUGAUGUUACAAGUUGGUUGCCUGGUAACAGAAUAGUCGUUGCUAGUACCGAUUACUCAAUGCAUCAGACUGAAGAAUUCACCCUGCUUCCCUGCCCUGAAUGCAGAAGUAAUCAAGUCAAAAUUAGCGGUAGCCCACUUUAUUUGCAUAUUGGUGAAGUUAUUGAUGGAAUUGACAUGAGAGCAGAGGUUGGGGUUCUCACAAGAAAUGUUCUUAUCCAUGGUGAAAUGGAAGAUUUAUGUUAUGGACAAAACCAGUGUCAGUUUUUCAACUAUGAUACCUUUGGAGGACAAGUCAAGAUUCAAGGAAGAUUUGCAUCAGUUCAUCUGUCAGGAGUAGAACUAAAAAACAUGGGGCAGCAAAUCUUGGGCAGUUACCCAGUUCAUUUCCACAUGACAGGAACUGUAGAUGAGGAAGGGGGCUAUAACCCUCCAACGUAUGUGGACAAUCUUUCCAUCCACCACUGUUUCUCGAGAUGUGUGGUGAUUCAUGGGACCCAUGGACUUCUGGUGAAAGACACGAUUGGCUAUGACACACUGGGGCACUGUUUUUUUCUUGAGGAUGGUGUUGAACAAAGAAAUACAUUUUAUCACAAUCUAGGAUUGCUGACAAAGGCUGGGACCAUCUUGCCCACAGACCGAAGUGAAGCCAUGUGUCUUGCUAUCCGAGAUUCUGUCUAUGGAGAUUAUGUUCCUGUGCCUAGCAUUGACUGCAUGGCUGUCAGCACAUUUUGGAUUGCAAACCCUAAUAACAAUUUAAUAGGAAAUGCUGCAGGAGGGGCACAGGAUGUUGGCAUAUGGUUCAUAUUCCACCGAGUUCCCUCUGGCCUUUGUGAAGGACAGUAUGCUGAAGGACAUUCAGAAUUUACCCCAUUGGGGGUGUUUUACAACAACAGGGUACACUCCAACUUCAAGGCCGGAUUAUUCAUUGGCAAAGGAGUCAAAACCACAGUAGCAAAUGCUGAGAAUCCAAGGGAAUAUCUGACAGUAGAUAAUGCCCGGUUUCGUCCCCAUCAAGAUUCAGAUCCCACCAAGCCUCGAAUACCAGCUGUUAUUGAUGGCCUAAUAGCUUUCAAAAACAAUGACCAUGGUGCAUGGGCUAGAGGAGGGGACAUUAUUUUCCGUAACUCAGGGUUUUCUGAUAAUGGCAUUGGACUAACUUUAGCCAGUGAUGGGACAUUUCCUACUGAUGAAGGCUCUAGCUUGGAGAUCACAGACUCCAUAUUUGUGGGUGAGAGCGAGAAUGUGGGAUCACAAGGUGGACAGAACAUCUACUGGGGACGUGGGGGUUUGGGGGAGCAGCGAUCAUUUCCAAGAAACAAGACAUUCCCAGUUCGUGGUUUCCAAAUAUACGAUGGGCCCGUCAGGCUCCUGAAGUGCACUUUCAAGAAAUUUCUCCCAACUCUUGACAGACCUGUGAGCGCUAUUGGGUUCUCCUUGAAAAAUUCUUGGCAGAUAACUCCACAGAACAAUGUGUCCCUGGUCAGGAUGGAAUGGAAUGUUGGGCUGAAGGUUUUCUUUGGUCAUUCAGGACAAUGGUUUGGCUCAAAUAACUUUGAUGGUGAUAAAGUGUCAAUCUUCCAUGAUUUGGAUGGCUCAGUGACUGGAUAUCCUGAUACCUUUAUAGGAAGGGCAGAUAAUUACCUGAUCCGUCACCCUGGAUGCCUCACUGUGCCACGGUGGAACGGAGUGAUUUGUUCAGGCAGGUAUGCCCAGCUUUACAUCCAGGCCAGACGCCCUGAGAAUCUGAACAUUUUGGUCUCUAGAGCAACUUAUCCCUCUGUUCCUUUAAAACUUUCUGGCGUUAACCGGGGUGCACCAUAUCAACAGUACCAACCAGUGGUCAUGCUGCAUCAAUCCUAUAUUAUCAGAUGGGAAGGUCAGUCUCCUGGAGAGGUCAUCCUAUACCCCAUCAACUUUAACAGGGGAGACUGGAUUCAGAUUGCCUUGUGUUAUCCCAGAAGUGCACAGUUCCAGGUCAUGUCAGAUGUUUAUGAUCGUCACAGUGGAAGGAUACACAGCGUAAGACACUAUUCCUGGGCUCAUACCAUCAGCCAGGUUCUUAAUCAGUCAGAGACAAGACUUUUUCAUUUCAGUCAGGAAUCUGGGUACUUGUUCAUACACCUACAGGCACACUCAGUCCGCAGUGGGCACAGCUAUUGUUCCCAGCAUGGCUGUGAGCGAAUUAAGAUAGUGUCUCAAUUUGAACUAGAGGAUUCCAGUGAAUGUAUUCAGAACCCAUUUCCUAAAACAGAUAGUUAUACCCAUACCCGCCGACUCUUUGCAUCUCACCGACUUGCCCUGCCAUGCAGUGAAUGUGGUGCUCCACAGGUAGCAAUAACAAGCAACCCAUCUAUGAAAUAUACAAGAAUACAGAUCCAAUCCCUCCGUAUGGCAGAUAAUGUAAAUGGACUGAAAGCUGCAUUUAUCAAGGUUGAUGAAGACAUUUUUUUGAUCAAGAGAAAGGGGCUUUUCUUCCUGGUGUUAGAUGCCUGCUCUGGAGCUGUUGUAAGCAAGAGGCAAUUUGAAAUGAUCAGUGAUUUGAAGAUAACAAAAGCAAUUGCCAGUUACAUUCAGACCUCAAUGAAACUAAGAUCAGUCGUUCUUAUUUGCUCCAGGGACAUUGUGGAGACUCCGCCUAGUUCUGAAAUGUCUGUUUUUACUAAAAUUGGCUCAGCCAAACCCAUUGUACUUCCAAAGAAAGGUAGUUUUGCUAUGGUAGGAUUUAAAGGGCUUUCCACUCCAUCCUGGAUUAAAAUCAUUAAUAACAGUGCAGAUAGAAAAGCUGCAUCGAUUCACCUUUAUCUUCCACUGAUGUUGACUGAAUAUAGAUGCCCGGCCCCAAAACUUUAGCAUCCAAAGCCAAACAGUGUUCAUAUCAGGCCCGUGUACCCAUUUCUGGGCAGCAAUGAGAAACUGGACUCCUGUUUGCCCUGCUUGCAGAGAAUGACUUGGCACUUGGGUACACAAAUUAGCCCAGAUUCAUGAUCUAUUGACAGAACUUUUUUUUAUAAUUUUUUUUUUAAUCAUUUUCUCAUCUCUUUGUACAUUGUAGAGUUAAUAAAUGAUUUGUCUGUUUAAUCUAU
Messenger RNA from Xenopus tropicalis (tropical clawed frog), 5184 nucleotides. Its product is annotated as cell surface hyaluronidase. Lineage: Eukaryota; Metazoa; Chordata; Amphibia; Anura; Pipidae. The coding region runs from base 347 to 4951 and encodes 1534 amino acids. The transcript is spliced from 25 exons. The record is from RefSeq and is a predicted model, not a curated record. Gene Ontology annotation, molecular function: carbohydrate binding; hyalurononglucosaminidase activity. Gene Ontology annotation, cellular component: plasma membrane; membrane.